AUACAUUGAUAUACACAAAUUCAAAUAUUAACAUCAAGCAUCAUCAAUUUAUUAGAAAAAUGGCCUCUUCAUCAGCAAUCAGUGAUAACCACAGGGCAGCUCUAGACAAGCUAAAGGCAGAAUUAGGAUCGGGAGCUGAAAGUGGGCUAGGGGAUGAUGUGAAAAUGGCAUACAGCAAUGUGAAUGCACAACCAUCCCAAGCAACAACAAGAGCAUGUAUGCUCAAUGAUGGAGUGGGAACAAUCACCUUACAUGACUAUAAAGAUUGGUCUGGUAAAGUGUUUGGCUCGUAUCCUCCUAGUAUUCCGAUGACUCGUUCGGGUAAGUCAACUCAUCGAGGCGUUCCUCCAAAAGAUUCACAGGGCUCUAUGGGGGCGGUUGUUUAUGUUGGCUCCAAUGUACAAGGACAACCUAAUAAUUGUGCAUGGGUCUUGGCCUGGUGGGUCGCUGGCGAUGGCUCUUCCAAUAAGAUAUACGUGGAAACCGGACCUUGUAGCAAGUAUCCAAAGAAUAAAAUUGACUGGGACUCUAUCAAAGACAAGCUGAUGAAUUCUAUUAACGAAAGUAAUCAUCGUGACGACGAUACCGGAGCUGAGGCAUCUGCUAAAAUUGAUGAAACUGGAAAUAUUCCUGCUUGUGCUGCUGUUUUCGACGUCACCCUUUAAAGAAAUAACAAAAACUCAUAAUAUAUAAUAUUUACUCUGUUACUUUGAGUUUGGAAAAAAAUAUAUAUAAUAAAUGGAGUAUGGUAUGACAUUGUACAUUAUAUAGUAGUGUGCUUGAAUGUUAACAUGCACAUCAUUAGUAUAUAUGGUACAAUAAAUAACUAAAUAUCUACUCCUUAUAUGUUUUUUAUUUCUUGAGUGCUUGUGAAGUUCUUUCUUUUUCUCUUUUGGAGAUGAAAAGUGCUUGUAACUUGCAACUCAUCCUACAUGUAUUUUUGUCAUACAAAACCCUAUUGGGAUAAAUCUUGUGAAUUUAUGCUAUAUCCUGAAUCCA
This is a messenger RNA of Amaranthus tricolor (Joseph's coat), 999 nucleotides long. Its product is annotated as jasmonate-induced protein homolog. The record is from RefSeq and is a predicted model, not a curated record. NCBI's taxonomy places the organism in Eukaryota, Viridiplantae, Streptophyta, Magnoliopsida, Caryophyllales, Amaranthaceae. The coding region runs from base 60 to 665 and encodes 201 amino acids. The transcript has 3 exons.